AUGGACCACCCAGCAGCAGCACGCAACUCACACAGGCUCUCGCCACCGCACAUUUCCCAUGCAACCCACCUCGAGACCACCUCCCUUCCACAAGCCCCCUGCUACACCAACCAAUACCAGCCCACCCCGGCAUCCUGCCUUCCAGCACCAAUAGCUACAGCGCCAACGUUCGCCCUCCCCUGCGCAGAGGAGCCAUCGCUUGACCGCCUCUCGUCAGACGUAACGGCAGCGGGUCCCAGCGCGCUCUACGCGUUCCUUGUCAGCUGGGCCGCCUCCCAAGGCAACAGCGGGACCAGGCUGUCAGUGCGUGACUUGGCGCAGUUCUUCCAGCGGCAACACGACGACAACGAAGUGUUUGCUCUCCCUGAACUUGAGUCGCACGACCACGCCGACAGCAGCACCUACCUUGCUGGCCCCAUUUCGCCCAGCAGCAGCAGCAACAACAUCAACAGCAACAACAACCCCGCCAACAACCCCGCCUCCGCCAUCACCGCCAUCGCCACGGACCGCAGCGACCUGAACGGCAGCAGCACCCACCACUGCCACAACAGCUUCUACGCUCAAGGCAACGAGUGCGACCACCACGACGACAACGACGACGACGACGACGCAGCAUCGAGCGAGAUGGGGUUUCCACAGGCGCUGCUGCAGGAGGACGGGGUCACCAACUUCUCCGUCGGCGGCGGUGCGAGCAUGCCUGCAACCGAUGACGAGCACGAUUCGGAUGUUGCCGAACACGAGCCCGCGUCCCCACCGCCAGCCAGCACCACCCACGACAACGACGACCACGACCACGACCACAACGACCACAAUGACAACCGCGAUGGUGGCUGCGACUAUGCCGACCGCGGUGGCGUUAUAACCGCGACUUCAACCGCCAUCGCAAGCAGCGGCGCCAGGCACAGCGGAUCGUCGCUGCUGUCGUCUGGACUCGACGACGACGAUGACAGCGGGGCAUACCGCCAGUAUACCAAUGACAUGGACACGUACAUGUGCGACGAUGCCAUGCUCACCCCGGUGCACACGAGCGCGGGCCGGACAACAGCCGCCACGCGCGUGCCGCCUGCGUCUGCCAUGGACCAGCCGUUUCUGCUGCACGGCGGCGGCAAUGCGUGGAUGACCACGACCACGGCCUCGACGACGACGAUGCGGACGACAACGGCGCCGGCCACGUCAUGCAACGCCGUCACGUCGAUGGCGACAGAUGGCAGCAUGCUGGACGCGUUCGGCAGCAGCCCGCAGGGCCGAACCCCAGCUGCUGCUGCCAUCAACAACGAGGCCGACACCAACGACGACGGCAACACCACCAAGGCCAUGGGCAGGGACGUCAACGGUGGAUACAGCGGUAGCGGUGGCAUGAUGGCCAUGGCAUCACCGGGCGGCUUCCCAUCCGACUUGCCCUUGCAUCUGAGCGGAACAACAACCCCCACCGCGCGUGCCGUCACGAGUGCCGGGCCGAUGAUGACGGCGACGACGCUGCCGAGCGAUGUGCCGCCGCUGCAUGGCGGUGUUGCGCCAUCAAGCACGGCAGACAUGAUGCCGCCCAUGAACAUGUAUCUGGGCAACACCAACAACCCGUUCUCCACCAACGAGAACAAUCUCGACUUCCUCACGGACGACCUUGCUGCUGCAGAGUACGGGCAGGGCAUGCCAUCGGCUUCGGGCGCAAACACCGCCGCCACCAUCGCGCCCAGCACAACCGCCGCCACCGCAGGCAUGGGUGGCCUGGUUGGCUUUGAUGCGCCAGACUUUUCCUUCCCCGUGGGUGUGUCCGUAUCCCCACCUGGUGAGCAUGCCAUCCCACCGCACAUGGCAUUUGUGGACAGCGCCGCCACAGCAUCCCAGUUUGCGCAUCGUGCCUGCAGGCAACACCAACACGGCGACGACGACGACGACAACGACGACGACACGGCGUGUGACGGCGAUUGCGACGGCAGCGGUGGCGGCCAAAUGAUGGACGAGCGACACGACCACGAUGACGGUAGCGCCGCCAGUGAUGACGACGAUGGUCAUGGCGGUGGUCAUGGCGAUGGACCGCAGACAAAGCGCGCAAAGAAGACACCCAGCAGCAGCGGCAGCACUGGCAACAGCAAGACGCGCGGCAACAAGAAGCGGGGAACCAACAGCGGCAGUGGCGGUGGCAAGCGCGGUGGCAGCGCCUCCAACAACAGCAGUGGCCACCAGCAGCAGCAGCAGCAGCGCGUUCGUCGCAACGACCCCCGCCGGCUGCUGCAGACGCACAUGCAGACAAUGCCGCGUGAGAGUGUGGUGAAGAUGGCACAGCUCAUUGCCGACCGCCACCCAGCGGCGGUGCAGCCGUGCGCAGAGUCGGCCGUGUUCACCGUCAACUUUGAUGUCAUCCCUGAACCCUCACUGCGACAGCUGCUGCAGAUUGCAAAGAAGGAGCCCAAGCUGCACAAGCUCUCCACAUCGCCGCACAUGGGCCGCAGGAACGCAUCGAAAGUCUGCGACUCGUGCAAGACCACAAAAACGCCCGUGUGGCGCGAGGUGGACAACCGCUACUUCUGCAACGCAUGCGGCCUUCGCUACCACAAGCUCAUGUUCCGUUGCCCGAACCCAAAGUGCCGCUACGUGCCCCACCACGCAGACCUUGGCAAGGAGUGUGGCCGCUGUGGCCUGCAGCUACCGAGCGUGCCUGUCAAGCCCGUCAGGGCCUAA
This is a messenger RNA of Salpingoeca rosetta, 2679 nucleotides long. RefSeq lists its product as uncharacterized. Gene Ontology annotation, cellular component: nucleus. The record is from RefSeq and is a predicted model, not a curated record. Gene Ontology annotation, biological process: regulation of transcription by RNA polymerase II; spermatogenesis; oocyte development. Lineage: Eukaryota; Choanoflagellata; Craspedida; Salpingoecidae. Bases 1 to 2679 code for a protein of 892 amino acids. Gene Ontology annotation, molecular function: sequence-specific DNA binding; zinc ion binding. The transcript is spliced from 4 exons.